CCCAAAUGCAUGAGUAUAGUGUACGUAUCGUAUCAAUGGUGUAGACUUGGUAGUUUUUUUUAUUUCUUUCUAAAACGUAAAUUAGGUAAUGUCGAUGUGAGUAUUGUGACACAAGGAAACUUGAAUCACGAUUGGCUAAAUAGGAUUCUAAUCCGAUAAACCCGCAAAAAUUCCCACGGCACCUCGUUUAGUUGUUUGGUUUAGUUACUUCGAUUAUAUUUCUCUCGACACAAAGGCGAGAGCCAUUUGGGAAAAAAGUUAAAUCGGAAAACAAUGUCUCUCUAAAGAUAUGGACAGAAUCAGUGAGUUGUCUGAUGAACUGCUUGUUAAGAUAUUGUUGUUGGUCCCGACAAAAGUUGCUGUAUCCACAAGCAUUUUGUCCAAACGGUGGAAGUAUCUCUGGAUGUGGUUGCCCAAACUCGAGUUCAGUUAUAGACAUGUGGUAGAUCCUGAAUGCGAGAGGCUACAGAGUUUUCUUGACAGAAACCUGCCGUUACAUAGAGCUCCGGUUAUAGAGAGCUUCCGCUUUUACAUAUGUUGUUCAUGUUUAAAACCUAAGAACAUCAAAAUGUGGGUUUCGACAGCUGUUUCCCACUGCCUACGUGAGCUGGAUAUCUCACGUCGCUCUGAUUCUCCGGAUAAGCCAGACAUAUUGCCGAGUAUCUUGUUUACUUGUAAAUCCCUCGUGGUAUUGAAACUGGUUGGCCAUAUCCUCUUGGAUGUUCCUCGAAUGGUCUCUCUUCCCUCUCUCAAAACUCUGCAACUUCUAAGGGUGAGAUACUUCAAUGAAGAAACUCUACAACGGCUUCUAUCAAAUUGCCCAGUUCUUGAAGAUCUUGUGUUGGUUUUAUCUAACGGUGAUACUACUGAAAAGUUGACGGUUGUUGUUUCAUCUUUGCUGAGUUUGUCACUCUAUUUAUCCCAUUACCUUAAGAUAGAUGGGUAUGUGAUAGAAACUCCUUCUUUAAAGUAUUUCAAACUUGUGGAUGAUAGUUGCCGUAAUCACUACUGUUUGAUCGAGAACAUGCCUUUCCUGGUCGAGGCAUAUCUAGAUGUUAAUCUUCCUGAUAUCAAUAGUCUUAUUGGAUCAAUUGCAUCUGUCAAGCGUCUUGAAAUAUGUUCAGAGGCUAUUAUGAUGCUUGAUGAGGGUUUUGUCUUCAACCAGCUUGAACAUUUGGAGGUAUGUUUAUGCAAAGACCAUUCCUAUAAUCAACUUGUCCGGCUUCUCAAUUCUUCUUCCAACUUGCAAGGACUUCGCCUUUUCUACAUGGAUAUUCAUUAUACUCCAAAAAGGGGUUAUUGGAAUCAACCAACCACUGUUCCUGAAUGUUUGCUGUCGAGUCUACAAAGUCUCAGCUGGUCGCUAUACACAGGAGAACCACAAGAGAGAGAUAGUCUGGUUUACAUUUUGAAACAUGCUCUUCACUUAAAGACUGCAACAGUCGAGUCAUGUGAAUGUGAAGUUCCAAGAUCUGAGAUGUUAAAGGAGUUGGAACUUUCUUAUAGAGCUUCAGCUGCAUGCCAACUCAUGUUCGAAUGAGUAUUUGAUAUUUAAAAAUUCUUCUUGUUCUACUAUUAUUGUAUGGUUAUGUCUUCAACUCUGAAUUUUUUUUAUCCAAACCAUCUUUCUAUAUGUUAUUAUAUGAUCAUCGGAUUAUGUUGUUUGGGGCUAAGUUAAACUAUCAGAUUUUAUAGUUUUGUGGGAAGAUAAGUUAUGUUGUUUAGAGCAGCUAAGUUAUAGAUCGGAUAAGCCUUGUAAAUGAUUGCGCUGAUGUUGGAGAAAUACGAAACAUGAUCAGUCGUAGUGUGUGUAUCCAUGUGAGUUGUGGUUGGAGAGUUGUCGCCAUCCCAAGACGCAAUAGCUCCACUGAGCCAAAAACACUUUACUUUCUUUUACAAAAAAACUCGAUUAUUGUUAAACAAAAGGGAGUGAUAAUGUUAGGACAAUAAAACAACAAUCUUUUAGCUCGCCCUUAACAGCUGGAUGACAAGUAAAAGAUUGAAAAUAUAUUAUGUAUUUUUUAAAACAAAUACUUAAAUUAAUCGAAAUUUAUUACUAUAAAUCUAUAUAUCCUAUUUCUGUAUAUAUGUUCUCUACAAUUUAACGUAUUGUUUUCAACACUGAAUCAUAUAUGUGGAAACCAAGUCUAAUAGAGUAUUAUUUGUUCAUUAAUUUUUUUCAAAAAGUAGUGCGAAAAACCAAUAUAUCACCAAAUUUUUAUAAUCACAAAGCAACACCAAAAGUUUUAUAUAAAAGGCUCCUUUGGAAGGAAAAACAGGGAAAGCAAAUGAGACUGAGCUUUCAAAACUAAAUAAAUAAUUUUAGGGGAAAGUGAAAUUGUUGUUGAGGUGAAAAUAGAAUGAAGCUUGUUUGACCUUCUUCACAUGUAUUUGUACUUCAUGGUCUUGCUAAGUCCCAUUUCUAUUUCACAGGACAAGCGUAUGAAGGAAGAUCUUCCAAAAGGACCAUCAGAAUCAACAAUUCUUAGCGUGGCUUCUAGUGCAAUCGCUAAUUUGGCAAUGAACGAGAAGAGUCAAGAUCUAAUAAUGAAUAAAGGAGGUGCUCAACUGCUAGCAAGGAAUGGUAGCUGGUGCACUUGCCAAUUUAUGCGGAAAAGGUGGGCACGAGAUUAAGAAUUUUGGUUCUAGUACUUUUCAGUAUCAGACAUUUUCAAGUAUAUCUACUCAUCUGCUGAACAACUGAAUGUCUUCACUGUAAAUCAGCAUAUGCAAAAGCCAAUAUGGCAAUAUAUUUGAAGAAGCUUUGUGUUGGGAUAAUAGGUAUGUAUUGACUCUUACAUGUUGCUGUUUUUUGCACAAAAAGAAAAGUUUCUCAA
This is a messenger RNA of Brassica napus (rape), 2837 nucleotides long. Its product is annotated as FBD-associated F-box protein At4g10400-like. Gene Ontology annotation, molecular function: protein binding. Bases 290 to 1540 code for a protein of 416 amino acids. The transcript has 4 exons. NCBI's taxonomy places the organism in Eukaryota, Viridiplantae, Streptophyta, Magnoliopsida, Brassicales, Brassicaceae. The record is from RefSeq and is a predicted model, not a curated record.